AUGGAGGACAGCACAAUCUCGCAGGCGGAGGUUCGCAUGGAGCAGCUGCGCCGCGUCGAACGCGAGUUUGUAGCCGAGGCCACGCAGACUGUGAAGCAAAUUGUGAUGCUUGACGACGACGGGCCGCGGGAGCUUCCCAAGUUCCUGCAGUGCUACCGCGUAGACAACAUAUUUUUCCGCCUCCUACCGGACAGUCGCUCGGGACGCAACUACGUGGCGUCACUUCGCGGUGUGCUGCAAAGCCGCACUCGCCUCUUGGCUGUGCCGCUAUCCAGUAUGUUUUUUUACAGGGGUAUGCCUGUGCUGGCGCAGGCUCUUGUCCCGAUGUCGCGGGAGCCAACGCGACUGUACGGCGCGGACUCCGUCAACAAUCAGGAGGUGGAGGCGGAGAUCUUGCACAUGGCGGAGGCUCUGAACAUUCCUUUGCCAAAUUUAAUUGUAUCUGAGGUGUAUGAGGGGCUGGAUGCUCGUUGGUAA
Molecule: messenger RNA, 477 nt
Organism: Trypanosoma rangeli
Lineage: Eukaryota; Euglenozoa; Kinetoplastea; Trypanosomatida; Trypanosomatidae
Exons: 1
Coding region: 1-477 (158 amino acids)
Source: RefSeq, a predicted model, not a curated record